AUGUCCACGCUGCACGCGACAGCGAGCUCUGGUCAUAUCAGCACCACCAUAUCCGACAACAGCGGCAACGAUCUCCUCGAAAAGCUGGCAGACGAUCCCUCGACCGCGACAUCCGAGUCUUUCCCUCCAGAUGGCGGUCGUGUCGCUUGGCUCACUCUUGCUGGAGCAUGGAUGGUUCAGUUUUGUACCUUCGGUUACCUGAAUGCGUUCGGGGUUUACCAAGACUUUUACACCCGCGAGUUCCUCUCCCACGAAACGCCAUCCAGCAUCAGCUAUGCCUUGUUCUCAUCUGAUACUUCUACCGCCCAUCUCCGACGCGCAUCGCAACCGCGACUCCGCCAUAGUUGGAUUGGAAGUCUGCAGUUGUGCCUGAUGUACGCACCGGCCGUAGUAGUGGGACGUGCCUUCGAUGCCGGUUAUUUUCGCCAUGUCCAGCUCGCGGGAUCAUUACUUCACGUAUUCUCCAUCUUCAUGCUCUCCCUGACGACGCCAGAGCGGUAUUACCAAGUGUUGCUCGCACAGGGCGUCGGCGUGGGUCUGGGAGCUGGCAUGCUCUUCCUCCCAUCCCUGAGCGUAGUCUCGCAUCACUUCCGCCGGCGACGCGCUCUAGCCACGGGCAUUGCAGUAUCCGGCGCUUCCUGUGGAGGUGUCGUGUUUCCGAUCGUGCUCAACCAGCUCUUUGCCAAUCCGAAGAUGGGUUUCGCCAACGGGGUGCGGGCAAGCGGCGCUCUCGUCGCUGUUCUACUGACCGUAGCGAACGCUGUUAUGCGGACAAGUUCGCCGUCGAAGCGCCAUGGCUUCCUUCCGGUGUCACACUGGAAACACGCGAAGCGAAUAUUGGUGGACCAUGCGUAUACUACGUCGGUCGUGGGAGCGUUUUAUACCAACCUCGGGUUGUUCGUUCCUUUCUUCUACCUACAGCUGUUUGCUGCAGACCAUGGCGUGAAUGCGACCAUCACAACGUACAUCCUCGCGAUCCUCAACGCCGGUAGCACCCUGGGGCGAGUCCUUCCCGUCGCUCUCGCCAACCAGCUCGGAGUCUACAACAUGCUGCUAUUCUCCAUCCUCAUGUCCGCGGUUCUCAUAUUCGCCCUUUUCGGCGCGACGUCCGCCGGCAGCGUGAUCACCGUGGCGGUGCUGUUUGGAUUCUCAUCUGGGGCGUAUGUCUCCCUGAUACCGCCCUUGCUCGGGAUGCUUUGUACGGACCAUAGCGAGCUGGGACUGAGAAUGGGCUUAGCGUUCAGCGUCGUGGGCGUCUCCAUGCUCAUCGGCACGCCCAUCUUUGGCGUACUGCUCAAGACCGACAGCUCGGGUGUGGUGCUCGUAUGGUGGAAGGCAUUAGUGUUCGCCGGAGUACGUCACACUCUCGCGAGCGUGCGCUACUCCACAGCUGACGUGCGACGCCUGUAUUCACCGCUUGUCGUACCACGCAACCCCCUUGCGCUCGGUCGUCUCGGGCACCUUUCCACUCCUCCCCGCAGGUAUGUAUCGUGGCAGGGGUUCUGUGUAUGA
This is a messenger RNA of Dichomitus squalens LYAD-421 SS1, 1512 nucleotides long. Its product is annotated as MFS general substrate transporter. The coding region runs from base 1 to 1512 and encodes 503 amino acids. Gene Ontology annotation, cellular component: fungal-type vacuole membrane. Gene Ontology annotation, biological process: transmembrane transport. Gene Ontology annotation, molecular function: transmembrane transporter activity. The record is from RefSeq and is a predicted model, not a curated record. Lineage: Eukaryota; Fungi; Basidiomycota; Agaricomycetes; Polyporales; Polyporaceae. The transcript is spliced from 12 exons.